AUCCAACUUCCCGCCACACAUUCUUCUCCUGCCUUAUCUCAAUUUUGUCCUCCACCAAUACCAUCGAAUUCACCAAUGCGCCCUCAUUUUGAAGACUUGCGCCACCGCUUCACUCCCACCACCAUCCCCCGCCGCCGCCGCCGCCGCCGCCAUAAAUGGCAACCAAACUUGUGUUCACUAUCACGACUCCCCGCUUUCUUCGCGCCCCGCUGAGAAGGCCAUUCAUUUCGGCAUGUUCUCCUUCUUUGCCUUCUAAUCCUAAGCUUCCGUUGAUUGAUUUCGCCCGUGGGAAGUUCUUGCUUCGACGGAGGCUGCUGCUUCUAUCUCCCAAGGCCACCAGUGAUCGCCCAGGUGAAGUCCAAGCAGAUGAAGUUGAAGACAGUAAGAUCUUGCAGUACUGCAGCAUUGACAAGAAAGAGAAGAAGUCUUUGGGCGAGAUGGAACAAGACUUUCUUCAAGCGUUACAAGCAUUCUAUUAUGAAGGAAAGGCGAUAAUGUCAAAUGAGGAAUUUGACAACCUCAAGGAGGAAUUGAUGUGGGAAGGGAGCAGUGUAGUCAUGCUAAGUGCUGAUGAACAGAGGUUUUUGGAAGCUUCAAUGGCUUAUGUUUCCGGGAAUCCAAUUUUGUCUGACAAAGAAUUUGACGAACUAAAAUUGAAACUUAAGAUGGAUGGUAGUGAAAUUGUGGUUGAGGGUCCCCGGUGCAGUCUCCGCAGUAGGAAGGUUUACAGUGAUCUCUCUGUUGACUAUCUGAAGAUGCUCUUACUUAAUGUUCCUGGUGUUUUGGUAGCCCUGGGAUUAUUUUUCUUCCUUGACGAUUUGACUGGAUUUGAAAUCACUUACCUGUUGGAGCUUCCAGAGCCAUUCAGCUUUAUCUUCACAUGGUUCGCUGCUUUGCCUUUCAUCCUGUGGCUAUCUUUUACAAUCACAGGAAUCAUCGUGAAAGAUGUCCUGAUCGUGAAGGGCCCCUGUCCAAAUUGUGGAACAGAAAACACUUCAUUCUUCGGUACCAUAUUGUCAGUAUCCAGCGGUGGUACCACCAACAACAUAAAAUGCUCAAAUUGUGAGACGCAGAUGAUAUACGAUUCAAAAACACGUCUGAUCACAUUGCCUGAAGGAAGUAGCGCUUGAACCUAGAUGGACAUUGCACAUUGGCAAAAUGAAUAAGAUAAUGCAUAUGGAUGAAGCUAUGAAAGUGGAAUCAAAUCCAGUGUUGAGGAGGGGGUGAAUAUAUACUGCUACAUGAGAAUUGUAUUGCCAAUGUGUUGCUAACUUGCUAUGUCAUUUGUAUAUUCUUGAAAAAUACCUUUCCUCAAAGUUCUGAAUAUAAUAAAACCGCAUUGCUUCCACUUC
Molecule: messenger RNA, 1352 nt
Organism: Ipomoea triloba (trilobed morning glory)
Lineage: Eukaryota; Viridiplantae; Streptophyta; Magnoliopsida; Solanales; Convolvulaceae
Product: PGR5-like protein 1A, chloroplastic
Exons: 11
Coding region: 156-1130 (324 amino acids)
Biological process (GO): photosynthetic electron transport in photosystem I
Cellular component (GO): chloroplast thylakoid membrane
Molecular function (GO): oxidoreductase activity, acting on iron-sulfur proteins as donors
Source: RefSeq, a predicted model, not a curated record